Ictalurus punctatus (channel catfish) is the source of this 5061-nucleotide messenger RNA. RefSeq names its product cell surface A33 antigen. Bases 341 to 1090 code for a protein of 249 amino acids. The transcript has 6 exons. Lineage: Eukaryota; Metazoa; Chordata; Actinopteri; Siluriformes; Ictaluridae. The record is from RefSeq and is a predicted model, not a curated record. Gene Ontology annotation, cellular component: plasma membrane.
AGUAUAAGAACCACUGCAUUAAAAUUGUGCAGCAGUUUGUGAGCUCUAAAGAAAGCCUGAAGCCUGCAAAGAAAAACUGAAUUGGACAAUGUCAGACUAAAGAGUUUGUGGAGCUGAGUCACAACUAAAAGCUCCCACUGCUUUUGAUUCUGCAUACUGUUUGGAGGGGACAUGAAAUAAAUGUAAUGAGACCUGGGACCUGUAGACAUGAACAAGAUAAGAGUGGAUUUGUGGGCGGGGCUUCAGCGGCUCUUAUUUAAGGCUGAAAACAGAAGCGCGCUCAGUUGAAGCAGUUUCUUCUUUUUUUCUCAUUAAAGGUUUAUUUCAUUUUAACGCAGAAAUGAUUGUAAAGAUUUAUUCACUUUAUGCAGUGAUUCACCUGACCUCAUCAUUAACUGUUGAUAUCCCACUCCCAUCUUAUGAAUUUGCCGGUGGGGGCAACGGCACUAUACCAUGCAACUUCAAACCUCAGAAAGCAGACAACGCAUCAAUCAUCAUCUCAUGGACUGCAAAUCCAGAUAAUCCUGCAGAUUCUGAAAUUGGCAUCCUCACAUAUUACCACUUCUCAAGUACACCGGAUGAUCUGGAUGUCAUUGGUGGAUAUACUAACCGAGCUUCACUUCAGUUAGACAUUGCUAAAGGAUGGGCGAACUUGACACUCAGUUCUCUAACAUCGAAGGACAGUAGAAGGUAUCAGUGCAAAGUUAAAAUUCCUAAGGACUCCCAGGGAAAACCAUCAGAUAUCACUACAGUUGUGGUUUUGGUGGCUCCUUCCAAACCCAUCUGCGCUGUUCAGGGAAAAGCAGAGUUUUACCAGAACAUCAGCCUGACCUGUCGUUCAGAGGAGGGCACGCCAACACCAACGUACACAUGGCAAAGAUAUGAUGUCAGUAAUAAUCCCCGACAGAAUCCACCCAUGGCCACUGAUGUAAAUGGAGUUUUGUCACUUUACAAUAUUUCCACGGAGACCAGUGGUUAUUAUAUCUGCACGUCUGCCAAUAAAAUUAGCAAUGCAUCCUGUAUUCUGACUUUGGUCGUCAUGCCACGCAAGUAUUUUAAUAAUUGUGUAUUUAUCAUGCUAAAAUGUUGACCCUUUCUCCUGUUUAUCAGUUUUUGGUUUCCUCUUUUCAUUUUAUUUUGUGUGGUUCUGUCCCUUAGCCUCAGACUCCAUGAACAUUGGAGUCUGGAUAAUUGGAGGCUGUGCAGUUUUUCUCCUCCUCCUGAUGAUCAUUAUCUGCUGCUUCUGCUGCUGCUGCCGCCGGAAAAAGUCUGAGGAGUACACCGGGGGAUCACCAGAGGAUGGCGAGUACACGGAUAAAAAGCCACAGGAGCUUGAAGAGCACCAAGACGAACAUCUCGAGUGCAAAGCUGACAGAAACGAUGAACGCGAUGAGCGCAGUGAUCACCCUGAUGUCUAUGAUGACGCUAUGACGCACUGUCAGCCAGAUAACCGUCAAUGUGAUUCUGAACAGAAUGAUGACUUGCGUUCUGACCAUUAUGGUGAUGGUCAUGAUGGUUAUGGUUGUGAUGACAACGGAAGGGACCGAUGCGAUGAUCGGCAAAGAGAUGGUUAUGACAAGCCCUGAGAUCGCUAUGAUGACUGCCGAGACCGUUAUGGCCACCCUGAUGAUCAUUAUGAUAACCGCAGGAGAUCUCCAAAUGUUCCCACCAACUAGAGGCUAAGUAGGCCUGCAAGAUCUCUUUUUUAAACAUAUUUUUAAACUCUGAAUUUACUCUGAAAUUGCCAAAAGACGGUUAAUUUUUUUGUUUAUUUUUUUUUUGUAACAUUGCUACUUGUUCUGGCUUGGCUAACUUUCAAACCUUUAAUUGCAUGGUAAUACACCAGAAAAAAGCCAUUUCAAGAAAGUAAAAAGUCUUGUUUCUGGAAAAAUUUGCCUUUUUUGUGUGUAUAAAAAGAAAAAUAAUCUUGUCAAGCAUGUUUUGCAUUAGAAAGGUAAUCUCAUUUUAAGAAAAUAUAUCUAUCUUUUUCUUAAUAAGAUCUUCCAGCAAAUAGUAAGCUAGAUUUUACCAGUAACAAGCUAUAACAAUGGUUUGCAUAAUAUUCCAGCAGAGGAACACAAUUUAUUUCCUUAUUUUAAGACUAAGACCACUUGCUCAACUUAAAUCUUUUAAUGAAGCAGCUAUGUGUCAUAGUUAUGCUGAAAUCCACACUGAACUACGUUACCCAUCAGCCUGUUCUGUGUUACCCCUAAUAAGCACCCCUAUAGAAGUUCUAAGGUGUGUUUGACUUUGGUGGCUGACUUGAAGCAGUGCAUGCCGGUCAGAACUUGAGACGGCGCCGACCCCAUCACUGUGACGUAUGGCAUCAAAGUACCCCAAUAGUGAUAUGAGAGCAGCCGUCUCCCUCAGCCAGCACAGCUUCUCCAGAGUGUAGCUUCUCCAGAGCGCAGCUUCUCCACAUCUAUUUCACGAUUGUCCAGACUCACCCACGACAACAAUGACGUGUUUUUCGUGUUUAUUCUGACACCUUCAGUUCCACUAAGGCUCACAAAUCCAUAUUUUUAUAACAGUAAAAACCCCUUUCAUGUAAUCUUAGGCCCUGAUUACCCUAGUGCAUUUUCAUUUUAAAACACAGUUUUCAAACGAUCGUCGUCCACACUGGAGUUUCUGCCGUGUUUCAGAAAAGAUCUUCGUUCACACUACACGUCUGAAUACGCAUGUCACAUGACCAUUCAUGCACACUGGGCAUGCGCAUACAAAUAUAACAGGAAGUCGGUUGCUAAUCCAAACAGGUGCUCCACGUCGGGCUUCCGCCACUCGAAAUGAGAUUUGUUGUCGAUUGCUCUAAUGAUAGCUCGCCUCUUGCGCAUGUAGGCAGCUGCUGUAUUAUAAAAUACAGAAUCUAACUGCACAAUGGCUGCUAAGAACAACAACAAAGCCAGCAAAGCUUGCGGUUCAGUCUCCGUGUUGUUGUGUAUACGAUCAAGGUAGUGUAAUGGUCAUAAGGUAGGGGCUUGACGAAUCAGGGAAGGAUACACAAUGAUCCAGAAGACCCAAUCAGGGGGCGAAUGUGGGUGAAGCCACGCCUUCGUUUCCAAAAGUUUUCAUUUUGGUCUGUUUAUACUGAAACGCUAGCCUGCAGUUUUCAAACUAAAACGGGUUCUUCGGCAUUUCCAAAAGUCUCCGUUUUCGAGCGUUCAAAACGCCGGAGUAGUGUAGACGACAAAAGUUAUGCGUUUAAAAUCAAAACGCACUAGUGUAAACAGGGCCUUAAUGUUAUAUUGUAGCAUGUUUAUCAAAAUAAAACUGAUAAAAAAUAUAGGCCGCACUUUAUUGGUUUUUAAAUGAUACAGGCUCAUGUUGAACUUUCAUCUUGUACAUACAGGCACUGUAUUAACCUAACCUAUUCAGGGAAAAGUGUUUCCAGUGUUACAUGUAAAAUUCAGAUGUCUGUUUAUCUGAGAAAUAUUACAUCUACUCCACUUCGUCUGUGACCAAGAAAGCAAACAACUACGAGAAGCAGAAAAUGUCCGACUUGACGGUUCCGUUUUCGACUCCUCCCCCAACUGCGAACAACAACUCUCGUCGAUCGGUUCCAUCCAGCCACAGCCGAAGUCGAACACACCGCUAGUUUUUCAGCAUGUAAUUGUCAAGCUUUUACUGUUGUCUUGUUCAUGUGUUGUCGUGUGUGUCACAGCCGCUCUCAUAAUCGCCAUGUGGCCUUGUGUCCAUUGUUACGUUUAUGGUUCUUGGUUGUUUGUUUUGCACUGUAUUCAAUUUAAAAAACUGUCUUAUUGUAAGCUAAUUAUUAAUCUUAGCUUAAGGGAUAAAUUCUUAAAGUCAGAUCAAUCAAUAUACCAAAAUACUCAUUUUAAGCAAGUCUAUCUUAAAUAACGGAGUUUCCAUUGCUUGUAAUAAGCACAACUUGCGAAAGCUUGCUUGGCAUUUUUAUCUAGUUUUAAGACCCAAUAGCAUUUUUUUAUGACUACAUUUUUAUGCUGUUGUAGUGAGGUGUGCUGUGACUAAAACGUCACCCUUAUUAACUAUGUGACCAAUGAGCUCUCUUCCUACCAUAGUAUAUAAGCUGUUGUUUAGGCCUCACGGAAUGCGUCAUGGUCAAAAACCCGCCCCUUCCUUUCGUUGCUAUGGAUUACAGAGUGUGACGUUGGGCUAGCGAGACUGUGUGCAGGUGUGAUGUGCUGCUCACUCUCAGUGCGGUGUGCCGUCAAGGCUCCCAACUGUGUAGCUUGGUGAUUUAACGUAGCUCCGGUCGGAGCACCAGCUGUUGGCGUCACAACUAUUAAAGACGCCAUCAUGAUUUUUGUAUGUGCCAUCGUGAGUAUCACGUCAUCGGAUCACGGGUCUUCGAUUUUGCAUGCGUUAAGGCAGGCUGAGUGAGAUGUGGUCGUUUCGGUAUAGCUCCUCCCCCUCACUUGCGGAGCCACGUUGCUGUUUGGUUUUGCUGCUUGAUUCUGCUUGUUUUGCUUUGAUUUGGUUUUAUUUUGUUCUGUUCUGUUUUGUUUUGUUAUUUUGCUUUGUGUUGGUUACUGUCACUAACUGUUUUAAACUGUUUUAACAGCUUUUUGUCAAUUAUGCUGAUACUGCUAUGUGGUAGUAGUGGUUUUGGUCAGUCUUGUUAAACUUGCUACCUGUAAUCAGUUUGAGCUCGGGGUUAUCUAUGUUUUUGUGACAGUAAGUUUGUCUUUGUUUUGUUUUAUUCUUUUGUUUGUCUGCUUUGAGCAUAUUGUAAUUGAUCUUGUGUUUUUGUUUUCUCCUUGUAGGAGCUGAGUGCUUCCUGAGGCUUGAUUUGGGGGGGCUUUACUUAAUUAAGAGUCAUUACUAUUGCUGUGUUUAUUUGCAGUGAAUUUUUUUGUGGGUAUGAUUCUGAUUAGUGGGGUGCUUUUCCCUUUUGUAUAGCUGGUGCUGUCGUACUAGCCUUCCCUUCAUACAGGAAGCCUCAGUCCUCAUGAUUAUUGUUAAUUUCUUCUUGUGACAGUUUUAUUUAACCAAUGCCUGGCUGUGUUGGUUGCUGUUUUUUUUCUUCUUCAAUAAUUCUUGGCCAGUCUUAACUUUUAAAUAAAAUGUAUGUUUGUAUGGAAA